Molecule: messenger RNA, 828 nt
Organism: Staurois parvus
Lineage: Eukaryota; Metazoa; Chordata; Amphibia; Anura; Ranidae
Source: the annotation of a GenBank genome assembly
AUGAGGAACGAAUUCUGCUCCUUAGCGUUCGCCCGGGCAGUGUUUGCAGAAUUUCUGGCCACUUUAAUAUUUGUCUUUUUGGGGAUAGGUUCUGCCCUUAAUUGGUCCUCGGCUCUGCCAACUGUUCUGCAGAUCUCCAUGGCCUUUGGUCUUGCAAUUGGUACCUUAGUACAAGCGUUUGGACACGUCAGUGGGGCCCAUAUAAACCCAGCAGUCACUGUAGCUUUCUUAUUGGGGUCCCAUAUUUCUAUUUUACGAGCCCUUUUCUAUAUAAUUGCACAGGUGGUAGGGGCAAUUGCAGGAGCUGGCAUCAUACAUGCAGUAGCGCCAGUGAAUGUGCGCGGAAAUCUGGCCAUUAAUGCGCAGGUGAACUCGGGAAGCCCAGGCUUGGCUCUUGUCGUAGAGCUGUUGCUGACCUACCAGCUUGUACUCUGUAUCUUCGCAUCCACAGACAGCAGAAGGAAUGACAAUGUUGGAUCACCAGCUUUGUCCAUCGGACUUUCAGUGACCCUGGGCCACCUUUUAGGGAUCUAUUUCACAGGAUGUUCAAUGAACCCAGCUCGUUCCCUGGGACCUGCAGCCAUUACUGGAAUCUUCAAAGAUCAAUGGGUGUUUUGGAUUGGACCCCUUGUUGGUGGUGUUUUGGCCUCUCUCACAUAUAACUACGUCUUAUACCCACACAGCAAGAGUUUGUCUGACCGCAUUGCUGUCUUGAAAGGAACAUAUGAGCCUGAGGAGGAAAUAUGGGACAACAAGCCUGAACACAAGAGACAGUCAGUGGAGCUGUACUCUGCUCACCCUCUUCCCAAGGGUACAGAGAAAUUCUAA